UCUCUCUCUCUCUCUCUCUCAGACCGGAAGCAAUAAACAGGAUUCAUCAUCAUCAUCAUCAUCAUCAUCAUCAUGGCCCAUGUUCAACCUAGAUUGCUGUAUUACCUCCCUUCCCUGGAUACUGAAAAUCUCUUAGAACAGCAAGUGAAGUUGAAUCACCUGGGUGUUCUCGAACCUCAACUCAAAACCAAUCUGCAGUUUGCGAUUUCAGCCAUGGACACACUUCCACGCAUACUGAAGAAAACCGCAGAACUUGUGGUCGAAGGCGAGAAAACUCUGGUCAGAAUCAUGGCAGGUCGUUCCAAUCUGCGUUGUGUUGUGUUCCAGGGCCAUGAAGGCACCGUACUUCACCAGAUAAUACAGUUAGACAGAAAUCUGCUUCCUGAGGACAUCCAUGAUGCUUUUUUCCGUGGUCAUGACUGUCCUUACAAUACACCAUGUAAGAUGCAGGCUAGGGAUGCUGUAGGCUAUCGAUCCCAGAGCCAGUUCGAAAUAAAUAUUGUCUGCAAAGAGCUGAGACUUACCUUCUCCGAUCCUAAUCCAGAAGAGAUGAUUGCGUUGCCAUCGUCUGACUGGAAUUCAAAAAAAUUGAUGCAAUGGCUUAAAAAAACGUAUGUGAGGCCACCUCAAAAGGAGCCGCUGAACGAGGAAGAGUCAGAUCACGACAUCAGCAACUAAGGAAAGAAACGGUAACACGUCUCCCUCUCAGAUGGUGUAAAUCAGGAAGCAACUCCCUUUAAGGAGGAAGAAGCCAAUUUCACAUUCCCCCUGGCAGUGGCUGACCACCUGAAUGUGUUUUCUGCUUCAUCUCGUGACUCAAGAACCAAGAACAAAAGGAACAUGUAGAAUUCUAAUCAAUUAAAGUAUGCCACUAGGGCAAAUAUUAAAUUAUAUGCAUGUGCUCAUAUAUAACGUGUGAUAUCUUUGUGUUGUGUUCAACAUGUUUCUCAUAAACUUUAGGAGUGUAAUCAACCUGUACAACCCUUGCUAUACAUAAAGGUAUGAAUGGGUAUGCAUGACAGGAGAUAUAUAUUCAACUCAACUAUAUAUUUAACUCUGUAUAUUUAAUGAACACUGAUGUGCAUGAAAUCUUAGUCAUAUGAACCAGACUCAUGUUAAUACACUUUACCUAAGUUACUAAAAUUGCACUGAGAUGGCCUCCCACGUGACAGACCAGACCACAGGUUAAAUGUCUGCAUGAGAACGAAGGAACCAUGUGGGCGUGGCUAUGCCCACAACAACCUCUGAUUGGGACAAAUGGCAGGGGGACGGACCCUCGCCGUGAGAUUACGUCACCCUCUGAACUGUUUGUGUAUGCGUGCGUGCAUGUGUGUGUGUGUGUGUGAUCAAGUAGCGUAGUUUCAUGUAUCGUAGAUUAGUCAAAUAAAUUUUUGU
Messenger RNA from Clarias gariepinus (North African catfish), 1395 nucleotides. RefSeq lists its product as uncharacterized. NCBI's taxonomy places the organism in Eukaryota, Metazoa, Chordata, Actinopteri, Siluriformes, Clariidae. Bases 73 to 678 code for a protein of 201 amino acids. The record is from RefSeq and is a predicted model, not a curated record. The transcript has 4 exons.